AUGGCAGAAGGUGGAUCUCAAGACGUCGGGACCAUGUCGUUCACAGAAUUGUUAAACAAAUUAAUGGCCAUGACACAUCCAGUACCGAAUGACAAACGACAAGAUCAGUACUGUUCUUACAUCAGCAGUUUUGUUUCUGAGUUCGGCAUAGAACACUGUCAAGUAGUCGGGAGUACAAAGGAAGGAACACGUCUACGCUCGGAACAGGACGAAGGAGAUUACGAUUAUAUCUUGUCUGGUAAUUUCAUAGUCCCUACUGAUUGUUUGGUGUACAGAGAAGACCUACCCUGCUUUGUUCACAUCAAAGGGUCCUUCAUGGGACAAGAGUUUUGUGAUCAGCUGAUAGAUGGCGUAUACCUACCAACAUGGUUGUUGAAGAAUGUCAGCAUAUUGGCAUUUCCACACUUGAAAGGGAUUUUCGAUAUCGUCAGCAGAUCUACCACGUCCCAUGGUCGAAACACUCCACACUUAGCUAUCAACACCAGCAUGAAACCUGGUUACAGUUUGGUAAAUUACGCAGACUGGGAUUGCAAAGAUCUGAGUGUGAAGAGAAAUGCCAGAUCUGCAAGUGAACGGGCUUUAUACCAACAGUUUGAGGAGCGUAGGAAAAGUUCAAAGGUUCUACAAGAAGAUGGGAACAAUAUAUUAGCGUCUUUUGCUGCUGUUAUUGACUUCAUAGAAAACAUGAAAAACAAUGAUACAUCAACAGGGUUAGUUUACCAGCAGUUCGGUCCCAUUUUGAGCGCUUUAGCAGGUAAAACGAGUGGCACGUCGAAGAAAAGGCCAACUGACGAGCAUUCCAAUGAUGACAAGGAACAAAUUGUAGACUCUACUUGCCAUCUUCAGGAAAACGAGAUAGCAACGAGUAGCAGAGGCAAGAAAGCCAGGAUGCACACUUCCGACAAAGAUUGUAUGACCCAAGAAGACAUUCAGAAAUGCUGUGAUGCGAAAACAGACAAUAUGGAUGUUUCUACACCAGCUGAAGAAACGUUCGGUAAGAAUGGAAUAUCGACACCGGAAGAAAACACUGUAAGCGGAAUCACAGAAAAAGAAAGUGUGGACAGCAAGUCUGAGGAGAAAAAAGACACAGAAGUAUACGCAACAUAUCGUAGCAAGUCUAAGAAAGACUUUAUCUUAGCACUUCGAUUAUCUGAACCACCUAAAUUUAUACAAGAAUGGAUGCAGCGGGUCCUCGGAGGGCAUUGGCCAAAUCCUGAAAUUGUAGAGGAUAUUUCCAAAAGUCAGUUUUUCGUUGUUGCCAAACCUGCAGUGAAAGAUGAAAAACCAGAUAUAGAUUUCUGUCUAUCCUGCAACCUGGCUGAAAUCAUCCUGGCGAGAGAAAUGCCUCCUGGCCAUAAGAAAUGCUUGCUGAUGAUCAAAGCAUUCCAGAGAAGCGUUCUAGAGGAAUAUUCUGAGGUCGUGACGACUUUUCACUGGAAAACAGCUAUAUAUCGAAUGCUUGAAUCCACCGACCCAGCUACCUACUCAGAGAACAGCGGAGACGUACUGGAUGUGCUAAGAAAGCUCCUAGACUACAUGCGAGACAGGCUGCAUGAAGGAUGCCUGAUACAUUACUUCUUUCCCAGCAACUUAUUUGCAGGUUUGGAGAGAGACAUUCGUGUUGCUAUCGUCGAGAAAAUAGAAAAGAUCCAUUUGGAUCCAAUUUUCUAUUUGAGAUCCUUCUUUUGUCUUGAAAAAGAACGAGCCCAUGCUCGACGAGUUGUAAAAAUUCCAGUGAGCACGUUAGAUGAAGUGAAGAAUCAAGUAGAACACAGAAGGGAUGAGCGGUCGGUAGAUGCAUUUGUGAAUGUCCUUGAAGGAUUUGCCAAACCAGCAUCGACAGAUUCGAUUGAAAAACCAAAAGUACCGAUUCCUAACCUGAUCCUGCAAAUUGCGGAAACUGCCCUAACAGAUGAAGAAAACAGGAGAAAAGAUAAAGAGGAAAAUGGACCAACAACUCCACCGACCGUAUCAAAGGACCACCUAAUGGAAAGUGUCAAAGGUCUUUUCUCUACAUUAGGAGCUGACAGAAGCACUAGGAGACAGGCGGAGAAGGAAGCCAAGAAAGCGGCCUUAGCCUAUUUCUCGGCAGGAAAGAAGUAA
Molecule: messenger RNA, 2103 nt
Organism: Ylistrum balloti
Lineage: Eukaryota; Metazoa; Mollusca; Bivalvia; Pectinida; Pectinidae
Exons: 1
Coding region: 1-2103 (700 amino acids)
Source: RefSeq, a predicted model, not a curated record